Molecule: messenger RNA, 5952 nt
Organism: Mus musculus (house mouse)
Lineage: Eukaryota; Metazoa; Chordata; Mammalia; Rodentia; Muridae
Gene: Dnajc18
Product: DnaJ heat shock protein family (Hsp40) member C18
Exons: 9
Coding region: 863-1936 (357 amino acids)
Cellular component (GO): endoplasmic reticulum membrane
Source: RefSeq, a predicted model, not a curated record
GAACUCAUGAUCAUUUUGCCCUUUUGUAGACCUGAUCUGUAGCAUGUGAUUAGCUUGGGUCUUGGUGAUCCUCAGUGGAUGAGCAAGAGAGUGAGGAGGCCAGUGGUCUCCUGUGAAAGAGUCGCUUUGAUUCUUUGCUUGACUCCAAGGAAAACAGGGUGAGGGACUGUAGGAAUAAGCCCUCCUUUCCUCUUUCCAAACUUCUUAGAAAAGAAGACAGGCCAGAGAAAGGGCUGGGCUGAGAAAGAGCGAUGCCUCAGAGGCUCAUGAGUAAAAUGGGGAUGAAUUAAGAACAAGGAAUGGCGGAGCUCCAUGGUAGCUCCCAAACUUGCCCUCUCACUCUCCCCAUUAUGGUUCCUCUGAUGCCUGAGGGGCUUCAAUGGGAGGAACCCAAACUACUGUCUAACUACAUUGAAUUCACCCCACUUUUCAUUUUGCCUUUUUCUUUUCUUUUUUUCUUUUUCAUUUUGCGGCCAUUAAACUUCCCGUAGUUGAGUUUAGCUUUCCUCAGACCAUUUUUCUAUGUCCAGGUCUUAGCAUAGUUUAAGCACUAGUGGACAUUUAAGGGGGGUGGGGGGGGGUGGGACGACAUUCUUGUGGAUGUAAUCGGUUACCGGUUGUCCUACAGUGUGCAAAGCCGUUGUCCCGUAGGACUUUUGUAUGCUCUCAGGAUCAGGAAGGACAGAACUCACUAUCCUCAGCUACAGAUGAGUCUGAGUGAGAGCCAGCAACCAGCAGCCACGCAGAAAUCAGCCAACUAAAUCUGACAGGCCUCGCUCUGGGGGUCCAAACUCUCCGUACCCCGGCGGCUCAGACCUCCGGGACUUGAGAGGCUCAGUCGAUCUGCUGACAGAAAACCGAUAUGGCGACCACUCUGGGCAGCGGAGAGCGCUGGACCCAAGCUUACAUUGAUGCAAUUAGAAGAAACAAAUACCCAGAAGACAAGCGGCCUGACAGCCAUGAUCCUUGCGGCUGCUGUAACUGCAUGAAGGCGCAAAAGGAAAAAAAGUCUGAGAAUGAGUGGAAUCAGACGCGGCAGGGAGAGGGGAACGCCACUUACACAGAGGAACAGCUACGUGGGGUACAAAGAAUCAAGAAGUGCAGAAAUUACUAUGACAUCCUGGGUGUUUCUCACAAUGCCAGCGAUGAAGAGCUUAAGAAAGCGUACAAGAAGCUUGCCCUGAAGUUUCACCCCGACAAGAACUGCGCUCCUGGAGCAACAGAGGCCUUCAAAGCAAUAGGAAAUGCCUUUGCAGUCCUGAGCAAUCCCGACAAGAGACUCCGCUAUGAUGAAUAUGGAGAUGAGCAGGUGACUUUCACUGUCCCUCGAGCCAGAUCUUAUCAUUAUUACAAAGACUUUGAAGCUGACAUCUCUCCAGAAGAAUUAUUUAAUGUGUUCUUCGGAGGACAUUUCCCUUCAGGAAAUAUUCACAUGUUCUCAAAUGUGACAGACGACAGUCAGUAUUAUCGCCGGCGACACCGCCACGAGAGGACACAGACACAUAAGAGAGAGGAAGACAAAUCUCAGACUCCAUAUUCGGCAUUUGUUCAGCUGCUUCCAGUUCUGGUGAUUGUGACUAUUUCUGUCAUUACUCAGCUGCUCGCUGCUAAUCCCCCAUAUAGUCUGUUCUAUAAAUCGACCUUGGGCUAUACCAUUUCUAGAGAAACGCAGAACCUGCAGGUGCCUUACUUCGUGGAUAAAAACUUUGACAAGGCCUACCGAGGCGCUUCCCUUCGUGACCUGGAGAAGACAAUAGAGAAAGACUACAUUGAUUACAUCCAGACGAGUUGUUGGAAGGAGAAACAGCAAAAGUCGGAGCUGACCAAUUUGGCGGGGUUAUACAGAGAUGAGCGACUGCGGCAGAAAGCAGAGUCACUGAAACUCGAAAACUGUGCAAAGCUUUCCAAGCUCAUUGGCCUGCGCAGGGCCGGCUGAGAGGCCAGCGACCCUACUCUGGGUGGGGGGUUCUUACCCGUUACAAUUGCAUUGCAAAUCCCAUUUUAUAAUACAAGUUAGGAGAUAUGAGCACUUUACUCUCUGCUGACUUUGUUGGGCAGAGCUGCAGUGAUUGGAGACUUGUCCCCUCCAGUCCUUCCCCAGGCCUGGCUCCCAGGGCAGAACAGUUGGUCUUAGUCACAGGCAUGGUAAAGUUUGGACCCAACUCCUCUGUGAAGUAGGUCAGGGCAUUCCAGAGACGACCCAUGUUUCGUCCUUCAUCCUGUCUGCAGCAAAAGCCCACUACCUAGGCAUGUCUAGGCUUAGCCAGUGCACUGCAGAGUAUUGGUGGUGUCUGCCAAGAAUUAUACCUCUCCUGCUGUAAAGUCACCACCUCCCCUGAUUUUCAGUUUUCCACUCCCUAAGGACUGUAGAGAAAUUGAACUACGUAGCCAACAGUUCAGUGUUAUCCAAAUCUCUGUUGAGUUAGGACCAUAAGCAAAGCUGCCUGAUUUGAGGUUUCUUUUUUUGAGAGAAGGGCUCACUCUGCAGCCCAGACCAGUCUGGAACUCACUACCUAGUCCAAGCUGGCCUGAGUCUGCAGUGAUUCUCCUGCCUGAGCCUCUUGAGAGCUGUGAUUUCAGUUGUGAGCCACCAUAGGUGAGGCUCCUUUAUUGUCUUAGUCUUCUCUUUCAGAAGGUCUAAGAAGUAAAACCUGGUUGAGCAGGCUGGGUUUGGUGGCCUACAUCUUUAAUCUUAGGACUCAGGAGGCACAAGCAGGCCAUUCUCUCUUAGUUCAAGGCCAGCCUGGGUUACAUAUCAGUUCCAGACCAGCCAAAGUUACAUAAUGAGACCUUGCCUCAAACAAACAAACAAACAAACAAGCAAAAAAACCUGCUGGGCUUGGAGACAGCUCAGUGAACAGUCCAGCAGCAGGUAGCAGGGCUAAGGGAGAAGGUGAAAUCUAAGACUGUCAGCUCUUCACUGUAGAUCCCCUGGUCCAUUUCUGAACUGGAGAACACUCUCUGUGUCCCUCCCUUUAAAUCAUCAUUUAGUGUUAACGGUUGUAUGAUGAGCACAGGAAUGCACAGAAGGGCAGGAGCCAAACUGGAGAGGAGACACAGGCACAGAGACACAGAGGGAAGAGUCUGUCACCGUGGCAUGGGAGGCUCAGAGUUAGCAGCCAUUUUGUCUGGCUGAGUGCCCUGCACAUUUUAGUGUGAGAUAGUGAUGUGACCUUUCACCCAUUCAAUAUUUAUGAAGUGCCUACUGCAAAGAGGCCUUUCAAACUCACGUGGUGUUCUGUUUUAUUUUGUUUUUUCACUUAUUCCUCAUAACAGUUUGUGAAACCGGUAUGUUAGCCCUUUUAUGAAUUGGCCAGAGAGGAUGAGUGGUCGGCCUAGGUCAUAUGUCUAGGUGAGGAAAGACUGUGUGUGAGAAGUCAUCCUUUUUCUCGGGUGAUUCUAGCCAGUUUGGCAAAGCAGACUUACCCAUCCUCCAGGACACCUCCGCCCCCACCUCGCAUCCUUUCCAGGCCAUCCUGAGUCCCUACAGGGCUGCUUCCCUGCUGGGCGUUUAGAAGCAGGAUCAGGGCUGGAGAGAGGCUGGGCAGUUAGAAGAGCACUGGCUUCUCUUCCAGAGGACUCAGGUUCAAUUCCCCGCACCCACCUGGUGGCUCCCAACAUUCUGUAACUCCAGUUCCAGGGGACCUGACCCUCUUUGGCCUCCACAGGCAUUGCCUGCACCUGGUGCACGGACACACAUGCAGGCAGUGUAACACCCACAUACAUUUUUUUUUUUUAAAGCAGGACACUUGAUUCAAAUCCUUUAGAGGCAGAAAAAGCAACUCUUUCUAGAACUAAGUCAAGGAUUGCCUAGGCUGUGUGGUUGGGCCUUCCUGUGGAGGUCGGAUUUAGAUUUGAGUUCCUGAGCUGCCCAGAUUAUCAUGAAACUGAAUUUAAAAGAAGCCGGUAACUGAUUUAUAGUCUUUUUUUUUUUUCUUUUUUUUUUUUUUUUAGGUAGGGUCUCAUGUAGCCCAGGCUGGCCUCAAAAUUCAUAUACAGUCAAAAACCUUGAACAACUUCUUGAUUGUUUGGGUUUUGUUGUUUUGUUUUAAAUUUUUAAUUUUAUGUAGCCCUGGCUGUCCUGGAACUCACUGUAGACCAGGCUGAUGUUGAACUCAGAGAUCUGCCUGCCUCUGCUUCCUGAGUGACGGGAUUAAAGGCAUUUACCACCAUGCCCGGCCCUGUUUGUAUGUUUGUUCGUUUUUUGAAAGGUUUUUCUGUAUAGCCCUGGCUGUCGUGGAACUCACUUUGUAAAUCAGACUGGUCUUGAACUCACAGAUCUUCCUGCCAAUGUCUCUGGAGUGCUGGUUAUCUGGAUUCAAGGUGUGUGCCACCACUUCCCAAGACAUUGGACUUGUGAUUCUCCUGCCUCUACCUCCUGAAUGCUAGAGUUAGACCUGGUUUCUGUGGUACUGGAGAUUGAGCCCAAGGCUUUGUGCAUGCUAGCCUACCGAGCUACAUCCCCAGCCUUACCUUCCUAAUUUUUUGAGAAUCUCUUUAACUUAUGAGCAGCAAGGAGUUUAUUUUGUAAAAUGUGUCAGGCAUGGUGGCAUAUAGCUUUAAACCCAGCACUCAGAAUUCAGAGGCAGACGGAAUACUGUGAGUUCAAGGCCAGCUGCUCUACACAGAAAGUUCACAGCGAAACCUUGUCUCAAAACAUACGUUGUAAAAUGUACCUAUGAACCAAACUUAAGGAAAGCUCCUAGACAUGAAAGCUUCCCUCUCCCAGCCCCAGGCUCUGCUAGAAAAUGCACUGUUAUGAAACUGCCCUGACAGCGUAAGGCCCCUCCCACUAGACGACUUUUACUAAUUCUGUAGAUUUCCUGGCACUGAGAGUUAUCUGUGAGGUGAUGAUAACCAGAGACAACACUAACAGCUCCGUCAACUGUUGCACCUAUUGUCUGUUCUUACAGCCUGGUGGCACUGUUUUAUUUAUUACUGUAGCCUACAGUACUCAUAUCCUGUUUCCUUGCUUCAGUUGAAAGAUAAUAUGGCACUAUCUAGAAUAGUGUUAAACUCUUAAUUCCUUGCUUACAGUUUAGAUAUGUUGUCUGUGUGUUGGUGAACAAAGUUUUGUUCUCCUGCCUACAUCUUUUGGGAGACUUCCUGGCACAGUGAGUUCUCUGCUGGGGCUGUUUUUGCUCUGUGUGUGUGUGUGUGUGUGUGUGUGUGUGUCUCACAGAUUGAGACCACAGAAUGGAGACUGACGGGAGUGAGGCUCGCACAGGAGUGGAAGCUGCCAUUCCCGAGAGGUGCUUUCUUUAGUGAGAGGGAGACAGAAAAUCCUUUUCCUUCUAUGGAACAGUAGAGCCUGAAGGGGCAAGUUCAUCACUCAAGCCAGGAAAACAUCUCCGCUUCACUGACCGGCGCCAGGCCUCACAGCUUGGGAGAAGCGACCUACGGUAAGGAAAUAGCAUUGCUCUGCAUGCUUAUGGGAACUGUUAGAAAGGACAAGAAGUGCAGAACCCUGCUGGAGCCCGAUCCAGCCAGCUGCUGAAUUCUCCAUCCGCAAGUCUCCAUCCUCACUCCUCUGAACUGGCGCUGCCAGAGGCACCUUGGGAAUCCCAGCAGGUUCCUGUUGCAAAUGGCCCUCACCACCAACUCAUUGUCUCUGCAUGCACGGCUCCUCCCAGGGGCUGGCGUUAAAUCUGUACUCACUUAAGGUGUUAGAUUGGUGUCCUAAUCCCUUUAUUUUGGGAAGGGGCCAAGUUACUAAACACCUUGACGUUUGGGCCUGUGCUGUUGAUACCUCAUGCAGUAUCAAGUAACUGUUACAUCCUGAGUACAUUUGCAUUUGGGGAGGUGGAGAAGGGAAUGUUCUGGGGCCAGAGUCGGGGUUGACAUAUGUGAAAUCAGUUGGCAGUGAAAAAUGCUGAGAACUCUGGUCACCUGACCCAUGGCGUUUGGAGUGAGUUUUAACAAAGUGAACAUUAAACGAUUUUACAUACAAAA